GCUUCUUUCUUCUUUUCUUCCGGCCUCUCUUGUCUCUUCAACUCUUUGCGUCUUGUCGGCACCGCACGGCGCACGCCCUAUUCCUCCCUCCUUCCGGCGCCAACCCAAGUACCCAACCCAACCCAAGCGGAGGGGACUCCACUUCAUCCACAGCCACAUCCACAUCCACCGAGCAGGAAUCCAAUCCGAAUCCACCAUCAGCUCUCCUAUCACAUUCCCUGCAUCCGUCUUCGAGCGAGCUAUGCGGCAGGAGGCCACCUGCAGCCUUGUGCUGACCCAGGACGCCCAACACCGGAAGAACCAGCCACCGCUGGCUGAGGAGGACGACGAUAGGGAUCAUACCGACGAUGCCAUGCCGCCGCCCUGCUCGAUCUUGCUCCGCCAGGAGGAGGGCGAGGCGACGGCGGCGGCGGCGGGGGAGGGGCUGCUGGUGCCGCCGCUCAACUUCGCCAUGGUGGAUCAUGGCGUAUACCGCUCCGGCUUCCCCGACAUCUCCAACCUGCCGUUCGUCGAGUCCCUUCGCCUCCGCUCCGUCCUGUGCCUCUGCCCGGAGCCGUACCCGGAGGCGAACCAGGAGUUCCUCCGCGCCCACGGGAUCAGGCUGUUCCAGUUCGGAAUCGACGGUUCCAAGGAACUAGGUUUUGGUACUGAAAAUAGAUGUUGCUUGCAGGAGCCCUUUGUGAACAUACCUGAAGAUAGAAUCCGUGAGGCUCUAAAAGUUGUGCUAGAUGUGGCAAAUCACCCGGUGCUUAUUCACUGCAAGCGUGGAAAGCAUCGAACUGGCUGUGUGGUUGGUUGCUUGAGGAAAUUGCAACGCUGGUGCCUAACUUCAAUAUUUGAUGAAUAUCAGCGCUUUGCUGCUGCCAAAGCAAGAGUAUCUGACCUAAGGUUUAUGGAACUAUUUGAUAUCUCUAGUUUAAAGCAUUUACCAGCAUCAUUCUCAUGUUGAGAAAGCAGCACACCCAGAGCAGCCUGUGUGCCAAGAUUGGCAAUUGUCUCUCGGUGACUCUAGAGACCUGUUUAUCAUAGUAACAAGACUACCUUGGUAAGAAAACUAUCAGUGAUACCUUUUAAUUGUGUUUUCAUCAUUAUACUACUUCCCAGUACAUGUAGUCGCAAGUUUAACCUUAUCAUUUUUGGAGAAUAGGUCCCGAGUUGUAGUUGAUGUUAAAGGGCAUAGAAACCGGAUCGGUUGCCAAUGCAGUUCACUGUAUUAGUUCAGUGUUUUUCAAGCGAAUAAGAGGGAUGCAUCGGGAGCUAUACCAUUGUUGUUUCUGCGUUAGCAGUACCAGUAUGUAUUUUUUUGGCAGUGCAUAAUUUUUUAUAUGUUGUAAUUAUGCUCAAUCUGUAUAUCGAAUAGAAUCUCAAAUUGCAAGGAAAAACCAUCAUGGCCCUUCAAGCCCUUGACUGAAUGUGUGUAAUUGUUCAGUGUUUUAAAGAAGAUUAAGUUCAGUGUGUUGUCUA
Messenger RNA from Oryza sativa Japonica Group (Japanese rice), 1464 nucleotides. RefSeq names its product probable tyrosine-protein phosphatase DSP4. Gene Ontology annotation, biological process: protein dephosphorylation. Lineage: Eukaryota; Viridiplantae; Streptophyta; Magnoliopsida; Poales; Poaceae. Gene Ontology annotation, cellular component: cytoplasm. Gene Ontology annotation, molecular function: phosphatase activity. The record is from RefSeq and is a predicted model, not a curated record.